This is a messenger RNA of Danaus chrysippus (African queen), 252 nucleotides long. NCBI's taxonomy places the organism in Eukaryota, Metazoa, Arthropoda, Insecta, Lepidoptera, Nymphalidae. The record is from the annotation of a GenBank genome assembly.
AUGGAUAACGAAGCAAAAUUAGCCGUUAAUAAAAAGACCUCAUUGAAUAACUGUGGUAAAGAUCGUUGGGAAAAAGCGUGGCACAAACCCUGUGUGUUUUAUAAGCCCAAUUUGGUGAACAAGCUAUGGCCAAUGCUGGUGAUGAUUGGUUCAUUGGAAAUAGCUGUUGGAAUCAUUCUGCUCAUAGUUAUGGUUUUGUACUCCCAGGAAUUCGAGAAGAUAUAUUCAUCUGAAUAUCAUAAAAGUAUGUGA